UGAAAAAUGCGCAGAUAAAAUUGCGUCAUCUUCUGAAAGCAACAAAUGGAAUUAUCUUUUAACCUCUUCAACAUUUGCCAUGUUUGUUGCCACGUUCAUCUUUACUGCCAUUUUACUAAGAUACUUUACCGGUCCCGAUUGUCAAUCAAACAAUUUUGUCAUAAUAUCCAAUAUUGUCCUAUGUUUUAUUGCAAUACUUCUUUCUAUUCAUCCGGCUAUAAAAAAAGCGAACCCUAACUCGGGACUUUCUCAAGCUUCAAUGGUGGUACUAUAUUGUACAUAUCUUAUAAUGAACGCCAUAGUGAAUGAACCAUUUGAAAGUCAUGUGUGUAAUCCAUUGGCAAGUAACCAUCGGGCCCGUAAAGCUACCAUCGCCAUUGGGGCGAUAUUUACAUUUAUAGCC
Molecule: messenger RNA, 403 nt
Organism: Racocetra persica
Lineage: Eukaryota; Fungi; Glomeromycota; Glomeromycetes; Diversisporales; Gigasporaceae
Source: the annotation of a GenBank genome assembly